Molecule: messenger RNA, 304 nt
Organism: Symbiodinium sp. CCMP2456
Lineage: Eukaryota; Dinophyceae; Suessiales; Symbiodiniaceae
Source: the annotation of a GenBank genome assembly
GUCUCGCCACGCUUACGGCGUGCCCUGGCACCAGGGACCCGGCUUGCCGACAACCCACGGCAACUCCGCUGGUGAGGCCUACCCGAAGAAAGUCCCGUCUUAUGGAUGCUUCAAUGGCGUCCCAGGUGACGUGCCGCCCGAGAAGCGGCUCUGGUACAUCAAAGGGGCCGGCAUGGAGUUCGCGGGCACUAGCAGCCUCUAUGGGCGGGGUCGCGACAGCGGCAACAUGAACUUCAAGGCCACUAACGCACUGAGCCUUAGUCAGCAGUCUGCCAUGUCCCGCAGCUCGAGUUCCCCGAAUAUC